CUGAUUUGAACGGUUUGGAUUUAGUUACAUACAUGGCAUGUAAAAGGUGGAUGCAUGCAUGUGUAUGAUUGAUCAUAUUCGACAGAGUACCAAACAAGUCCUUUUAUAUAGUCUUCUCCAUGUAUGUUAGGAAGGGUGACUGCCAUGGAAAGAAGCAAAGGGAGGAAAGGGGGGGAAGAGAAAUGGAUACAGCACUACAGCAGCUCUCACAAGAUACUCCUUGUAGGAGAGGGAGAUUUCUCUUUCUCUGCUUGUCUUGCAAAGGCCUUUGGUUCAGCUAGUAACAUGGUGGCAACUUCAUAUGAUUCAAAAGAGAUGUUACCAAUCAAGCAUUGGAGUUCCAAGGACCACCUGGAGGAAUUGAAGGGUCUGGGAUGUAUGGUGUUGCAUGAUAUUGAUGUGCGUGUCAUGAACCAACAACCAAUCCUAAAAAAGAUGAAGUUCGACCGUAUUGUAUACAACUUUCCACACGCAGGCCAUGACCCUUUGCUCCACGAAUGGAAUGGGCAGCUGAUCAAGCGACACAAGAAACUCCUAUCUGGUUUCUUCCAGAGUGCAAGUGAGAUGCUGACCGACGGUGGAGAAGUGCACGUAUCACACCGGAACGAUGCGCCUUACAACCGUUGGAAAUUGGAGAAGCUGGCCAAAAGAGCGGGCCUUGUGUUGAAGGAAUGUGUGGAGUUUAGGAAGUCUGACUAUCCAGGCUACCAUAAUAAAAGAGGUGGUGGAAUUAAAAGCAACCAAAAAUUCCCUUUGAAUGAGAGCUUCACCUUCAAGUUCUCGUUAAGGGAUUGUUCAACCAUGCAACAAAGUAGGACAUCAACGAGUGGCUGUGAUGAUAUUAGCGAGGCCUUGGCCUACUUAAAGCUAGAAUCCAUGUCCUACAAUGACUCGUGCAACAAAGAACGAAAAGCGACAGUCGAGACACUUGGUAAAAGAAACACCCCCUUGGAAGGCGACAUUGAUCAACUGAAGCAGAAGAUUGACGGACCGGAUUCUCCCGUGACAAAGUACAUGAUUGAACGUGUAACUGACCUAACAAUGGUUCCUAAACAAAUUGUCAACAUACCUCACACUGUGAUCAAUGGACCGAAAUCGAUUAUCCAAGAGCCACAACUCAAGCCUCUCAAUGACCUGAUUGAACGCAAAACUGACCUAGAAAUGGUUCGCAAAAAAAUUGCCAACAUACCACACACUAUCCAUGGACUAAAAUCGAUUGUUGAAGACUGUGGAACGUUCCAAGGUGUACCAAGCUAUCCUCCUGCAAAAGAAAGUGAAGCCCAUCUAUCUUCUAAAAAGAUGAGUGAGGAAGAAGGGAAAAGCUUAGGAGUUGGCGGCAAUCCUCAGCACCACCACCAACACUACAGAACGUUUGAAGGCGGUCCUCAACCAGCAAUUGGAAUCCCUCAGCCGAUUCCUUGGCCUGGAGAUGUCGCAUCCGCUCCUCCUCACUAUCAUCAUGACAACAGAUAUCAAGCUGUUCCAGGUUAUGCAACAGUUGCUGGAGGAAGGCCUGUAAGAGAGAGCCGCCUUCCCUGCUGUGGUAUUGGUCUCGGCUGGUUUCUAUUCAUCAUUGGUUUCUUUCUUGUGGCUAUACCGUGGGGGUUUCACGCAUGCAAAGUCGCUGCUGUUCUUUUUACCGUCGCGAUAAUUCUUAGGGCGAUGAGGGAGGGUCACGACUGGUGAUUAGAAGAAGCAGGUCACAGAGAUUGCUGAAAGUAAUGUAAAUACAAUCUUUGGAUUCUGAAAAUUAUUGGGGUAUUUUAGUUAAA
Messenger RNA from Magnolia sinica, 1772 nucleotides. RefSeq lists its product as uncharacterized. Lineage: Eukaryota; Viridiplantae; Streptophyta; Magnoliopsida; Magnoliales; Magnoliaceae. Gene Ontology annotation, molecular function: rRNA (uridine-N3-)-methyltransferase activity. The coding region runs from base 124 to 1686 and encodes 520 amino acids. The transcript is spliced from 6 exons. Gene Ontology annotation, cellular component: cytoplasm. Gene Ontology annotation, biological process: rRNA base methylation. The record is from RefSeq and is a predicted model, not a curated record.